ACUUCCGUCAAUUUUUUUUUAGCAACAACUGUCGAAUCGAACUGAAGAAGGAAAAAAGUAUAUAAACUAAAGAAGAUAAGAAAUGAGUUGUAAGUGUUUAGUUAUAGUCGUAUAUUUUUGUAAAGUUACAAUAUUUUUCAUCGUUGAGAUUUUGAGAUGCUGGACGGUUGCACAAAAGCAAUCACUUGAAUCAGACAGGACUCUGUAGUAGAUCUACUUACUUAGUAAUAAAAACAAAAACACUCAGGGUGUGCCUCCUUCCCUCUUACACAGCAACAAUGAUAUGAAAUUUCAUGACUGUGUUGUAAAUUUUAUAUAUAGAAACAAUUCAUGUCAUUCUGAGUGCGUGUCGCACUUAUUCAGCAUUGCACGGAAUUUGCCAUUAUUAGUCCAGUACCAACAUGUCGAGGGGGACUUUAUAGGUUUGCGCUCCGUCUGUCCAUCAGCCCAGUUUUCUGCACCUUUUUCUCUGUUCUUGCAGAUAUUUAUAUGAAUUUCGUCUCGGUUUGUUGAUUUUUCACUUAAUUAUGGCCCUUGGACUUAGAAAAACAGCAUGAAUUGUUAGUUUACAUCCAAGUUUCUUAUCUCUGUAGAUGCCCAGUUUUCCGGACUUUUUAGGUCACCUUAGUAAACUCAACUCAGGUGACCUAUUGCAAUUGGUUUUCGUCCGUCAUCGUGCGUUAACAAUUGAACAUUUUUAACUUCUUCUUGAUAACUAUCAUCCCAAUUCUUUUCAAAUUUGGUAUGAAACAUAUUUGGAACAAGGGGAACAUAAAUUGUAAAUUUCAGGAUUCCUGCACCCCUGGGGCCUUAGGGGCAGGGCAAAAACUGCCCAAAAAUGACCAAUUUUCAAUUUUCAAAAAUCUUCUCAAGAACCACACACAUGUAAGAAAAACUAAAUGCAUAGUGAUGUAGAGCAGGAAGGCCUCUUCCAAAAUUGUAAAUUUCAUGAUCCCUGGAGUAGGGGUUCUGACCCCAGGGCAGGGCCAAACUUGUUAUAUAGUGUUUAUGUGUAAAACACUUAAAUAACAUCUUCUUUAAUGCUUUUGAAACUAAAUGGAUUGAGCAGGUAGUCUUUUACCAAAAUUGUAAAUUUGAUUUUCCCCAGAGUAAGGGUUUUGACCCCAGGGUGGGGCCAAACUUAGUAUAUAGUAUCUAUGUGUAAGUUUGCUGAUACUCUAUAAAAUCUAAAUGCAUACUUAGGAAUAACAGAAAAGGAUGCACAAAAAAUGGUUAAUUUUACAAAACAGGGUUAUGACUUUAGGAUGAGUCCAAAUUAGUCAUAUAUUUUGAUGUUUUAGUGUAAAUACACUAUCAUCAGUGUAUGCACUUUUGAGGGCAGUGAAGUUUUAAGAACACAUCUUGUUUUAUACUGUUGCUGAACAUUAGAAUUUAGCUUAGAUAUUCAGAACAGGAAAUUUUUUCUAGAUUUCAUAGCCCAUGGAAGUAGUGAGACUUUUUCACUAGUAUUCAGGUGACCGAUAAGGCCUGUGGGCCUCUUGUUAUACUUCCUAUGAUUUUGUCCCCUUUUUAAGUGAUUUGUUUUUCUAAAUUGAUUUUUUUGUACAUGGGUGUAUAGUGAUCAGUUACAGGUCGAGUUUGAGAUUUGUUCGUGUUCGUUGAUUUUUUUAUUGAGUUAUGCCCCUUUAAUUAACAUAGAUAAAUUAUAAUGUUACAACCUGUUUUCCAGACAUUUUUCAAAACUCCUUGUCAUGAGAUAUUGAACUGAUUUUUAUAUGCUGUAUAUUUUUAAGUUACAGAUCCAGUUUGAAUUUUGUUUCUAGUCUGUUGAUUUUUGAUGGAGUUGUGCCCCUUUUACAUAGAAAAAUUACCUGUAACAACCAGGACUUUUUUUCUUCACGCUUGCGAUAUUGAACUGAUAUUUUUUUUUUAAUGCAAGUGUAUAUUGAUGGAUGUUAUUAUUCUGAUCAGAUGAUGUUAUUGAUUUAGAGGAAACUUUCAUAAAGUAUGUAUUUAUUUUAUGGCUGUUAAAAGGAUUGUUGUUGAGUUCUUCAUUGUACUAAAUGCGUGCAACAUACAAUCUGAAUGCCACAAUCAGUGCUAUACUUUGACGGAUUCCUACAUUUUACUGCUGGUGGAGGCAUUCGUGUCAUGCCGACACAUCUAGUUUGUUUUUUGGUACGGAAUUCCCCAAAAUCGGAUUUUACAAGUGAAAGCCCGUUCUAGUCUAUCUUAGUAUAUCAGUACUUUAUGUUUAUGAUGCUUCACACCAAUCUUAAGUAUUUUAGUAGAAGACAAUAAAAGAAAAGGCAAUGUGGAGAAUAAUCAGAAAUCUCGAUUAAAAAGAAAAAGUGAGUUUCAAGUGGAGUGACAAUCCAAAUUUAUGGGUUUGAUUUACUCUGACGAUAUAUGGUGUGUACCUUGUGUCAAAAGUUCAGCACUGUAGCUGCUAUCGCUGGCACUUUGUUUUUUCUUAAUGGUAUUACAAUUUACCGAAUUGAAAGUAUCCAUGUAUAUUUUCAUCAAGUUAUUGAAUAAAAACUGAUUUGUUACAUUUUUGACACGUGCUGUUUUUUACAUUGAAAUAAAACAUUUAAAUCAAGUACUGUAACAUAUAUCAACACUUUGCCAGAAGUUACAUUCCUUGUCCACUAUUUUGCAACGAAAAGUUCUCUAUGUUGGCCUUUGUAAUUUUCUAAUCUAUAAGGCCAAAAUUAAAUUAUUGUUGAUUUGGAAUUGCUGCCCACCUCAUUAGAAUUACUCCCGCUGGAAAAAUUUUAUUGACAAAAUUAUUUAUAAAUUUUUUUUAAGGUUCCAACAGUUAAAAAAGUUUAUAUUUUUGUUCGAUCAACGAAUUACUCAUCUUUUAAACAUCGGGUUUGACAUCCACAUUAAUUUAAUAAGCCGGAUCAGUACAAAGCUUUUUUCUUGCUAUAAAGCAGUCGCCACCAAAAUGUCAGCAUGAAGUGUGAAGCAUCCCGCUAAUGAGCCAAAUUUUCCUUUUGUGUGUUUCUAUACACAUGUGAGGCGAAAAUCAGCAAUAUAAUUUACAGAUUUAGUCUUCAAAAUACUUGGAAAGAGGUCCUUGCAGAGAUCAUGAGCGAAUUAAUUCCGAUAUGUCAGAUGGCAUGGGCAAUAUCGGCCAAAGUUACAAUACAUGGAUCUGAUAUUGAUAGGAACUGUCACCUUUUUCAGAGUUUUGAGUAUUUUGAACAGUCAUUUUUUCCACCUUUUUUCGGCUUGAUUCUUUUCAAAUUAAUUAACAUAAAAAAAAAUAGCUGUCAGAAAAGUAGAUUUGUUCAGUUUUAUAUUGUGAUUUUAUUAUCAAUUUCAAAUUCAAUUUCAAUGAAAAAAAAAAUAAAUUCCCUCCCUCCCUUCUGGGUCUGAAACCCCCCAGACAGCAAUUCCAACCAAACAUUUUUGACAUUUGUUAUUUUUCAUUAUUUGCAGUCAACUACAGAUUACAAUAAUUCCCUGAGGUGGGGCAACCCAUAAACUUGCAUGAAAUCUAUUCAAUUACCUAUAAUUUACAAUUGCAACCUCUUACACUUGGUAGAGUAAGGAAGGAAAACUUGACUAUUCACUGAUUUACUUUUUGCUGACCUCGUAAAGGGAGAUAAUCAAAAUUACUGGUUGAUAAGUGUAUUAAUUAAAAGUUAAAAAUUUUCGGAAAGGACAAGUGAGUUUACUAGCCGGAAUGGCAAGUGAGAUAAAAAGCUCAUGUCUAUCUCUGUAAUGGACACAAAGGUACAUUAUGACAAGAAAAUGUGUCAUGAUCUUGGAUUGAUGUCGAUGUAGUGACUUUGAGCUAUGAUAACUUAAUAAGCAAACGGAUUUGUUUUAGGCCAUAAGUUUGUAAUGGCAGACUUUGAAGCUCAUAUUUUGCACAAAGGUUGCUUACACAAGAAAGUUUAUUAUGACUUUGAAUUAUAGUAUUUCGCACAAGCUCAAGCUCACUGGUUAAAAAAGUUAAAACUAAUUUACUUCCCUUUCAAAUACAAAUACUGAAGUCAUUUAUCCCAUUAAAUUGUGAAGGUCAUGUAGUGCUUCGUUUGUAUUGUUUUGUUGUGAUACUCAGGUGAUCGAUAAGGCCCAUGGCUUUCUUGAUAGUCUGUGCAAUUAUUUUUCUUCAAAGAGGGGCAUAUUGCUUUGUACCUGUCGGUCAGUAUGGCGGGCGGUUGGUCGGUAGACCACAUGUUGUCCACUCAAUAUAUUGAGAACCAUUCACUUGAUCGUAAUGAUAUUUCAUAUGUGGGUUGGUUAUGAGUAGAAAAGGACCUCUAUUGUUUUUCAGGACCAAAGGUCAAGGGUCAAUCUACUCUGGACAUAUGAAGACACUGUCUGCUCUAUAUCUUGAGAACCCUUUGCUUGAUAGACAUCGAACUUGGUACACUGGUACAUCCCAAGGAGUAGAUGACCCUUAUUGAUUUUGAGGUCAUAUGGUCAAAAGUCAAGGGUCAAACUAGACAUAGGAAUAUACUGUCUGCUCAAUAUCUUGAGAACCCUUUGCUCAAAAGACAUCAAACUUAAUACACUGGUACAUCUUCAUGAGAAGAUGACCCCUAUUGAUUUUGAGGUCACAUGAACAAAGGUCAAACUGGACAUAGGAAUAUACUGUCCGCUCAAUAUCUUGGGAACCUUUGCUUGACAGACAUCAAACUUGGUACACUGGUAAAUCUUCAGGAGAAGAUGACCCCUAUUGAUUUUGAGGUCACAUGGUCAAAGGUCAUGGGUUAAACUGGACAUAGUAAUGUAUUGUCUCCUAUAAUUUAAGAAUUAUUUGCUUGAUUGACACCAAACUUGGUACACUAGUACAGACGACGAUGGUGUAGAUUUAUAGUGCAGACUGCUCAGUAGGGGCCCUGCUACACUAGUACAGCAUAAGGAGUAAAUGACCCCUAUUGAUUUUUAGUUCACAUGGUCAAUCUACUCUUGACAUAGGAAGAUAUUGUUUGCUCAAUAUUUUGAAUUGAUGAUACUACUAUCAAUUAAAUGAUGCAUGUGUAUAACCCUUUUCAAUUUUGGACCACAGGGGACAUAUAUGUUUUACAAACAUCUCUUGUUUAUCAAAGGUAAUGUUUAUGACAAAGUUUAAUGUAUGAUUCUUAAUUCUACAAAAUUAAUUCUAUAUUUAUAUACAUGAACUUGGUCACAUUAUUUAGCAUUUUCUACAUUUGUAUUUUUAUUAAUGAGGUUGUGAUUAUUUAGUCUUGUUAUCUCUAAUGAGAAAUUACAAAACUAUACUAAGGGCAGGUAACUCUUCCUGUUUAAUUCAAAGCACUUUCACUAUUACAAAGUGUUGGGUAUUUAUGUUAGUGAUGUGUUGAAGUAAAUAAAUGUAUAUUUCUUUUGUUUUAAAAUUAGGUCUUUAAUGCAUGUUCCUGAGAAUGGAUGAUAGCAAACCUCCUGGAAAAGAUAUAAAUAAUGAUGCAGAAAAGGCUGAGGAGAAAGCUAAAAAUCAAGUAACAUCACAAAAGAACCAAUCUGCAAAUGCAACCCUCAGAAACCCACAGUCGUCUUCCCAAAGUACAACACCAACUACAUCCACAGAAGCUGAAAACAAUCAGCAAUAUGGCAGUGCCUUGCCUGCUAAACAUACCGAGUCUCGUGCACAUAACCUUACCACUGUAAGCUCCUCUUCCAUGUCCACAGCCACCAAUUCUCUGUGCUCUAGUCCAACAUGUAUGCCACUUGCCUUGGCUUCAGGAUCUCUGUCAUCAGGUGCUAACAGUCUAACAGAUUUUGAAAAGCAGGUGAUCAAUGCCACCAGUGGCUCUGUAGGACAUGGUAAUGCUCCGUACAACUGGCAGUCUACAAAGACAUCGAUCAAGGAGCGUUUGCAUUAUCUCUAUAACACAGAGAUAAUGUGUGACAUCCACUUCAUAGUUGGAACCUUACCCAAUCAGCAGAAGAUUCCAGCACACAAAUUUAUCCUAUCAGUCGGAAGUGCUAUGUUUGAUGCCCAAUUUAAUGGACCAAUGGCCACUUCAGAGGAAGUCAUUGAAAUCCCUGAUGUUGAACCAGCAGCCUUCCUAGCUCUUCUCAAGUUUCUCUACUCUGACGAGGUCACAAUUUGCUCGGAUACUGUGAUGACAACUUUGUAUACUGCCAAAAAGUAUGCCGUACCUGCUUUAGAAAGAGCAUGUGUGGAUUUCCUGAAACGUAAUUUAAGUAGCGAUAAUGCUUUUAUGUUGCUCACUCAGGCACGACUCUUUGACGAACCUCAGUUAGCCGCUCUCUGUUUGGAGACCAUCGACAAAAACACUUCUGAAGCCAUUAUGGCUGAUGGUUUUACUGACAUUGAUAAUGAGACCCUCUGUGUUGUUCUAGAAAGAGAUACACUUGGCAUCAGGGAAUGCAAACUUUUCACGGCAGUUUACAGAUGGACAGAGGCCGAAUGUGCGAGAAGAAAUCUGACUCAAACCUGUGAGAACCAACGAAAUGUUCUUGGGAGAGCUCUACGUCUGAUCCGCUUUCCGUUGAUGAAUGUAGAAGAAUUUGCUCAAGGAGCAGCGCAGAGUGGAUUGUUAGAGGAUCGAGAAGUGGUGCAGCUGUUUCUCUACUUCACCGUCAACCCCAAACCACAGAUCAGCUUUCUGGAUGUACCCCGUUGUUGUCUGACUGGAAAAGAACAAGUUGUGUCACGCUUCUGUCAGAUAGAGAGCCGCUGGGGGUACAGUGGCACCAGUGACAGAAUUAGAUUCAUGGUGAAUAGAAGGAUUUUUGUGGUUGGCUUUGGGCUGUAUGGAAGUAUACAUGGACCAACCGAGUACCAAGUCAACAUACAGGUGAUACAGUCUGAUUCUUUGAAAGUCAUGGGUCAGAAUGAUGCAACAUUUCUGUGUGAUGGGACAAACAAUACUUUCAGGGUGAUGUUUAAAGAGCCAGUGGAAAUCCUGCCCAACAUCAGUUACACAGCAUGUGCUACGCUAAAGGGUCCAGAUUCCUACUAUGGUGCGAAAGGCCUGAGGAAGGUUACUCACGAAUCAGUCUCCAGUGGAAAAGUAACGUUCCAAUUUACAUACGCGUCUGGCAAUAACAACGGUACUUCUGUUGAGGAUGGACAAAUCCCAGAGAUUAUCUUCUACACUUAGAACCCCACAACUGUUGCCAGCCCUUAGUUAGCACAGAUUAGGCCAAGUAAAAUUAAUUAGUAGAUUAUCAUUCCUGCCCGCCCCUCGAAAAUCGCCCCGCCCCGAUUUUUUUUAUUUUUCAAAAUUACGAUUUCCGGAUAUUUUUAUGUCCGGUUCGGUAUAUCGUAAACGUACUUUGUUUCACUUUGCCUUUUAGAAACCCAAAUACACAUGUAAUCAUGAUUUAUAAAGCCUUUUCUCAAUGAGAGAAGGCAUUUUCGAGGUCAAUAAUACCAUGGCGAAAAAUAAAAAAUAAAAUCCUCCCACCCGCCCCAUUUUUUUGUGAAGUUUGAAUGAUAAUCUACUAAUUAAUUUUACUUGGCCUUAUGUUGUAAUGAAUUUUAUAGACCAUUCAAUAAUUUCUUUCUGCUCCAAAGAUGGAGUCGUCCACUACUUAUUUCAUGACUGAUGUGAUAAAGAAAAGUAUAUUUCUAGUGGCUGCGCUUUACUUUCAGUUAUUGAUAUAUGAACAUCUUCAUGCUACCUGUAUAUCUUUAAAAAAAACAUACAUUGAACACCAUAAUAGCUUUCUUUUAAGGUUUUGUGGAUUGAAACUAUAAUGUUAAUGUACUUGCAUGUACAUGUAUACAUUAGAUCAAGUUAAGUGUAUGUCUACUAUAGCAAAUGACAAUGAUAAAAGAUAUAAUGUAGUCAGUAGUUAAGAAACGUUGGCCAGUAAUUUGGAAUCGCAAAUACCAUCAUCUAUAGUAUUGUUUAAGAUUUGUAUUUGUGUAACUUACAUUUUAUGUAAUGUCUUUUAGGUCAGAAUAUGUUUUGCAAUGGAGAAAAUAAUUCUUGUGUAUAUCUAUAGUGGAGCUCUUGUAGUUUAUGAAAUUGAUGGAAGUAAAUGGAUAAAUCUUGCUUGAUGGAUACUUGUUUUUGCAACAUUUAACAUCUCCAAUGUGAAAUUAUGUCUUGUAGUUAGUUUAAUAGAUGUAUAUGUGCAAAUUAUUAAGACAAGGUACAUGUGCUCUCAAAUAAUGAAGUACAGGUACUACUGAAAAUUCAUUUGUUUUCUUGCAUGAGAUGUAACUCACACCAUUGUCUCAUAACAUGUUGAUUUUCAUCUUUCUCUCUCUGUGAGAGAGAUCCACAUUAAGUGUAGGUGUCUGAAGAUGAUCUUAUUCAAGGAACACUGUAUGUGAUAACUUUAUUAUACAAAUGAAAUUUGAUUUGUUGAUAUUAAGAAUUCUUUAAUAUUUUUGGAUAUGGGAAUAUUUAAAAAUUUAAGAAAUGCCUGUGAUUUUUUAUAUCCAUAAUUUGAAUUAGAUAAGCAAUGAAUAGUAAAAUGGCACUCCUUAAAACUUACCCAUUGCUAGAUGCUCUAUGUAAUGCAUUGAGUACAAAGGUGUAUUAAUUAAAGAGUGUGCCAUAUGAUUGAAGUUGAAGUCAUCUAAAAUACUUCAAGGAGACGAGGAUUGGGAUUACAAAUUUUCAAUUCAAUGUAAGCAAUAAUUAUGCAAUACUUGCUGAUUAUAAAGAAUAUGUUGUAUAAGUUUAAUAUACAGCUCGUCAAAUAAAGUACCAAGCUUUGGAUGUACCCCAUGGUGGAUAUUAGGACUGCGAUUUGUGAUAAAGUUCAUUAUUCUUACUUUUCCAGGGUAUAUGAUAUUUUUAUCCUCUGUCUUUCAAGGUGAAAAAUUUAAUUAAUUCAUUUGUCUGGUACUGUCAACUGACAAUUCUUCUCCACAUUUAACCCUUGCAUUUUGUUUCAUUUUCCCAUGUAUUUUAUUCUUUAAGCUUAACGCCUGUAAUUUACAAUUUAUGUGUAAUUUGUAUAAUUGGCAGAAAGUACCCCUACUUCCAUCAUUUAUAUAUCCCUCAUAAUACAUCCAACCUACAAUAUGUAUUCUUAUAUCCAUAUUUUGUAAUAGACAUAGGUUUUUAUUAAAUUGUGAGGGCAAUGCUUCUAUUGAGAAAUAAAAUACAGUGAAAUUGCAUAGGCUUAUUAAUUAUUAACAAAAUGUUGGUAAAUGUAAUGAUUGAUGUACAGGGCAUAAACGUUGUUUAAAAGUGGACUGGAUGUACCAAAUUUGGUGAUGUCUCAAAAUGAGCGAGAUGUGAGAACAACAAACAAGCAAACAAAAGCUUUUUUAGUUUUUGCAAAUAUAAUCUUAUCUUAAGAAUAGGUAUUAAUCAAAGACUGUCUGUGUUUACUUAUUUAUUGAUUAUCAUAAGUAUUAAUUUAUAUAAUAAUUAUGUCUCUAGUAAUAAAUAAAGUUUUACAUGAAUCAAGGUC
Molecule: messenger RNA, 9333 nt
Organism: Ostrea edulis (European flat oyster)
Lineage: Eukaryota; Metazoa; Mollusca; Bivalvia; Ostreida; Ostreidae
Product: BTB/POZ domain-containing protein 1-like
Exons: 6
Coding region: 5337-7055 (572 amino acids)
Biological process (GO): neurogenesis
Cellular component (GO): cytosol; P-body
Molecular function (GO): protein binding
Source: RefSeq, a predicted model, not a curated record